Molecule: messenger RNA, 2876 nt
Organism: Labrus bergylta (ballan wrasse)
Lineage: Eukaryota; Metazoa; Chordata; Actinopteri; Labriformes; Labridae
Gene: tut1
Product: terminal uridylyl transferase 1, U6 snRNA-specific
Cellular component (GO): nuclear speck; mitochondrion
Molecular function (GO): RNA binding; poly(A) RNA polymerase activity
Source: RefSeq, a predicted model, not a curated record
UCGUACCAGAAACUAACGCAAGCUGGACGUUGGAGGGAGAUUUGAGGGGCGCGUGUGAAACCGACGACUUUGCAGUUUGAUUAAUAUUUUUUGAUUAAAUUGACCUCUGGCAUCAUGGAAACAGACAAAGACAUAAAGUGUAAACCGAGAGGUUUCCAUUGCACUUUGUGUAACGUCCACAUACCAAACAUGCCAAGCUUGGAUCAACAUCUUAAAGGAAAGAGACACAAUAUGAUUAGCAGUGCGCGAAGUACAAGGAAGACUCAGGGGGAGUGCAGUGUGUAUGUCAGUGGCAUCAAGCCUGAAAUCUCUCAGACUGACAUAGCUGCAUACUUUGAGCAGUUUGGGCCACUCUCAGAUAUCAUCAUGGAUAAAGACAACGGUUUUUUUGCCAUCGUGCAGUUCAGUGAGGCUAACAGCGUCGAGGCGACUCUGUCCUGUGUUGAGCAUCAGUUGAAAGGUUUGAAGCUGCGGGUCAAACCUCGGGAAAAGAAGGAUUUCAAGUUGACGCCGGACAAGAAGACAAAUGACCCCCAACACAUUUUUGACCGUCUAAAACCUAACCUGUGUCAGCAGGCGUCCGUGGAUGCACAGAUGCAGCACGUUGUGCAGCAAUUUCAGCUGGGAGAAAAUGAAAAGAAGGCUCGAGGCCUGGUGGUACAACUCCUGCAGGAGGUUUUCAUAGAGUUCUUUCCAGACAGCCAGAUUCUGCCAUUUGGUUCAUCUGUGAAUACUUUCGGCAUCCACAACUGUGACCUGGACCUGUUGCUGGACAUUGAAAACACCAAAGUGUUCCAGGCCCGUGCCAAGUCCACCACAGAACAAGCAGGGGAGGGCAUGUCAGACGACGGCCACUCCGAGGACUCCAUCCUCUCUGAUAUCGACCUCUCCUCUGCGUCUGCCGCAGAGGUCCUGGAUCUUGUGGCUGCGAUCCUAAAACGCUGCGUCCCCAGUGUUUACAAAGUCCAUGUGGUCAGGAGCGCUCGUCUCCCUGUGGUCAAGUUCCAUCACCGCAAGCUGAACCUGCAGGGAGACAUCUCGGUCAACAACAGACUGGCAGUAAGGAACACCUGCUUCCUCCAGCUGUGCACAGGGACGGAGGACAGGCUGAGGCCUCUAAUGUACACCAUCAGAUACUGGGCCAAGCAGAAGUGGCUGGCCGGUAAUCCUGGCGGUGCUGGUCCCCGUCUCAAUAACUACGCUCUGACACUGCUGGUCAUCUUCUACCUGCAAAACUGUGAGCCUGCUGUCCUCCCCACUGUGGACCAGCUCAAAGACAUGGCCUGUGAGGAGGAAGAGUGUAUGAUUGAGGGAUGGAACUGCACCUUCCCUAGUCAGCCUAUUGCUGUGCCCCCCAGCAAAAACACACAGGACCUCUGCUCUCUACUGGCUGGUUUCUUCUCCUUCUAUGCUAAGUUUGAUUUUGCCAGUAGCAUCAUAUCUGUCAGGGAGGGGCGUGCACUCCCAAUCACAGAUUUCCUCAGCCAGAAUAAAGAGGAGGAGGUGAUGCAAGAGGAACAACCCCCCAAGACUCAACAUCACAGUCCUAAACUGGGACCCCUAAAUCUCUUAGACCCCUUUGAACUCACCCACAACGUGGCUGGAAACCUGAAUCAACGCUCCCAGCGCAACUUCCAGAGGGAAUGCCAGGAGGCAGACAAGUACUGCCACUGCCUUCAGUACCAGCACAAAUCCACCAAGGGCAAGCCCUGGGGUCUGGUGCGUUUAUUCACCCCCCAUGGGAAUGUCCCUCAUUCCAAGACGCAUCAGCCGACCAUCAGCAUCCCCUUCAAUUCAGUGUCUCUCCCUGAAGAGCUUCGCAGUCAGCUGCACAUGGCAGGAGACGGUUUCCAGCUGCUAUGGUUUCAGAAGGUUUGCUCUGCGGUGGAGGAAGUCUUUCAAACUGUUCUCAAAUGUCACCUCACUCGCACAGACUCUGUGCAUGGCGAGGAUUCAGCUGUUGUUGGUGCUGCUGAGGAAAUGGAAACUUCCACAGCUUCCCUGAACACAUCGAUAAACAGCUGUGACAGCACAGAGUCAUCUGUGAGUACGUCUAUGGCCGGUGUCAAGAGGUCGCUGUCCUCUGACAGUGACCCUUCUGUGUCACCUCAAGGCAAAAAACUACGACUGGGGAAGAGGGGCAGGCCUGAGCUCCCCCCCUGGACCUGUGUGUUGAAGCACAUAGUGUGGCUCGGCAGGAGGAAGGUGAGAUGGGAGCUGAACAAGGACACAGAGACGAGGCCUGAGGGCAGCUGCUUGCAGGUGGAGUCACAGGUCACAGCUCACAUCAUUGAAAAAGAGCCCGAGCUCAAGGAGGCCCUGGAGUUCAAGAUUCAGCCACAGGUGGUGGGCGGGACAGAGAGCACAAAGGCUGUGCUUAAGUUUGAGCCUACAAGUGACAAGACGGGAGUUUUUCAGGACUUCUUUCACUUCCUGGAAGCUUUCUUACCAAAGAUGGUAGAGACACUGCUGGAGAUACAAACAGGCAGUGCUUAAAGAUGGACAUAUUUUAGAUAUGUCUCCUUACAAAUCCAAAUACAUUUAGGUUAUCUUUGUUUUGUAUUAAAAUUAUUACUAUUUGUUUUAAAUAACAUGAAGUAACAUUUUUCUUUAAUACCAGGCACUGUAUAUUUAUAAAUAUAGGCUUUUUCAGUCCAUACAGUUUGUAAUAAUUCAUGUGUACUGUAUAUUUUUGUUUGACUUUGUUUCAUAUAUGUUGUUCCUUUAAUAGCCUCCUGAUCUGUUUGAGAAGCUGCCUGGGUUUAAUACUUUCUGUUAAAAAAAUAAAAAAAAGGCUCCACUUUAUUGAAUCUCUAAAUGGAAAUUCGGUGGCAGAUAUGUCAUCAGCCAAAGAAUAAAAAUAUUCUUUUACAACA